This is a messenger RNA of Limulus polyphemus (Atlantic horseshoe crab), 783 nucleotides long. Its product is annotated as sorting nexin-13-like. The record is from RefSeq and is a predicted model, not a curated record. Gene Ontology annotation, cellular component: early endosome. The annotation marks the transcript as partial. NCBI's taxonomy places the organism in Eukaryota, Metazoa, Arthropoda, Merostomata, Xiphosura, Limulidae. The transcript is spliced from 4 exons. Gene Ontology annotation, molecular function: phosphatidylinositol binding.
UAUUUUGUUGAUUUUCCUAAAUCCUCAACAUUUCAGCCCACUGAAGUAGCCUCCAUUUCAAGCCUUGAUAAUGUUAGUCUUAGCUCACUGGAUACUGAAGAAGAUGGGCUGGAGCUGUUAACUGGUGAUGGUCAGCCAACUUUUGAACUUCCUAUCACAGCAUUCCACCCAUUGUUGGAGAAUGAUGAUGGUCAAGAACAUUUUGAGUCCAUUUCUGCAGAGAUUUAUAAUACAGGUAUAGUUCAAGAAGGUGGAAGAAGCUAUGCAGUUUAUGCCAUCUCCGUGAUAAGACAGUUAACGAACGGUGACGAGGAAAAGUGGUGUGUCAUGCGACGGUACAGUGACUUUCAUAACUUCCAUACCAGCCUCAUAGAAAAGUUUCCAAGUCUUUCCUAUCUCCAACUUCCAGGAAAGAAAGCGUUUAAUAACAUGAGCCGACAGUUUCUAGAAAAACGUAAACUUCUUCUCAACCAGUAUCUUCAGAGGCUGCUUGGUCAAAAUGUUUUUACAGAAUAUCCAAAACUAAUAGAUAUGGUCUCAUGCUUCUUAGAGCCUGGUCUCUACGAGAAAGAAAAACGACCACUUUCAAAAACAGUUGGAACUUUGGUUAAUCCUCUCAGAUCUUCUGUUAAAACUAUGGGCAAUAUUGUCAAGACAAUGCCUGACAACCUUAUUGAUGGACUGAAAGAUGGACUGGUUAAAGUGCUUGGAGGUCGUUUCUCCCCGUCUCUGAACCCUGUGCUUCCUGACAGUGGAAAAGUGGCUGCUGGAAUUGAUGUGGAG